Prunus armeniaca (apricot) is the source of this 270-nucleotide messenger RNA. NCBI's taxonomy places the organism in Eukaryota, Viridiplantae, Streptophyta, Magnoliopsida, Rosales, Rosaceae. The record is from the annotation of a GenBank genome assembly.
AUGCCAGAAGCAAAGCCAAUCCAGGAUGAUCAAAUCAGCUCACUGCCUGAAGAUUUGUCAAAGCUGUUCAGUUUCAUACCUUCCACCGAGCCCAUCUCCGAUUGGUAUAGCGACAGUGGAGAGCUCUCCAACGGUCACUCUUCCGGCGUAACGGAUGCUUGUUUGGAUUUUGACAUGCAGCAGCAUAUGGCCGCAUUGUUCCCUGUUACUGCCACAGCAGAGCAUGGCAAAGCCUCUAGCUCUUGGGACAACUUGCCUGGAAUUUGCUGA